Messenger RNA from Hipposideros armiger (great roundleaf bat), 2097 nucleotides. It is a transcript of the gene TRIM42, whose product is annotated as tripartite motif containing 42. Gene Ontology annotation, molecular function: zinc ion binding; protein binding. The record is from RefSeq and is a predicted model, not a curated record. Lineage: Eukaryota; Metazoa; Chordata; Mammalia; Chiroptera; Hipposideridae. Bases 1 to 1902 code for a protein of 633 amino acids. The transcript has 6 exons.
AUGGACAUGAUAAUGUCAGUAAGCUCUCAAAGCUCUGAGAACAGUGCCUGGCACAUAGUGGAAGUUUGCUCCAAGACCGCCCUGCGCAUCGGGAGCAGCGAUACCCAGGUGGAUGAGGUGAAGACGAUGGCAGCAAGCAGCCACCUAGUGGACCACCUCUUGUGCCCCAUGUGCAGCCGGCUGCGCCUGCACUCUUUCAUGCUGCCCUGCAACCACAGCCUGUGCAGGAGGUGCCUGCGGCAGCUACAGAAGCACGCUGAGGUCACUGAGAAUUUCUUCAUCCUCAUCUGCCCGGUGUGUGACCGCUCACACUGCAUGCCUUACACCCACAAGAUGCAGCUGCCGGAGAACUACCUACGCGGGCGCCUCACCAAGCGCUACAUGCAGGAGCACGGCUACCUGAAGUGGCGCUUCGACCGCUCUACGGGGCCCAUCCACUGCCAGGUCUGCCGCAACCGGCGCAUCGCCUACAAGCGCUGCGUCACCUGCCGCCUCAACCUGUGCAACGACUGCCUCAAGACCUUCCACUCAGACGUAGCCAUGCAGGACCACAUCUUCGUGGACACCAGCACCGAGGACCAGGACGAGAAGAUCUGCAUUCAACACCCGUCCAGCCGCAUCACCGAGUACUGCCGCAACGACAACCAGCUGCUCUGCACCUUCUGCAAGACAGCGUUCCACAAUGGCCACGACACCAUCAACCUCAUCGACGCCUGCUCCGAGCGGGCCGCCGCACUCUUCAGCGCCAUCGCCAAGUUCAAAGCAGUCCGAUAUGAAAUUGAUAAUGACCUCAUGGAAUUCAACAUUUUAAAAAACAGCUUUAAAGCUAACAAGGAGGUAAAGCGAAAAGAGAUCAGAAACGGAUUUCUCAAGCUGCGCAGCAUUCUACAGGAAAAAGAGAAAUUGAUCAUGGAGCAGAUAGAGAAUCUCGAAGUGUCCAGGCAGAAGGAGAUUGAAAAAUAUGUAUACGUCACCACCACGAAAGUGAACGAAAUGGAUGGCCUGAUAGCCUACUCCAAGGAAGCCCUGAAGGAGACGGGCCAGGUGGCGUUCUUGCAGUCUGCCAAGAUCCUGGUGGAGCAGAUCGAGGACGGCAUCCAGACCACCUACCGGCCUGACCCACAGCUCCGGUUGCACUCCUCACACUGCAUGCCCUUGGACUUCGUGGAACUCUCCAGUGCCAUCCAUGAGCUCUUCCCCACGGGACCCAAGAAGGUAUGCUCCUCAGGGGACUCCCUGCCUGCCCCCUAUCCCGUGCACCCAGAGAUGAUGGCAGCCAGGAAGGUCACUUUCAGCACCCACAGCUUCGGCAACCGUGAGUUAUGCCAGCGAAGCUCCUCCAUGUUUUCCUUCACUACCACCGGCAGCGAGAAGGCCAAGGUUGGUCUGGAGGCCUAUGGGCGAGCCCAGUCGGCUGCACCCGCCAAACCCACAGAUGGCCUCUACACCUACUGGAGCACAGGGGCAGAAAGCCAGCCUGUGCAGAACAGCAGCAGUUUCCACAACUGGUACUCAUUCAAUGGUAGCUCUGUGAAGACUCCAGGCCCAAUUAUUAUCUAUCAGACUCUGGUGUAUCCCAGAGCUGCCAAGGUUUACUGGACAUGCCCAACAGAAGAUGUGGACUCCUUUGAGAUGGAAUUCUAUGAACUCAUUACUUCCCCUCCUAACAACGUGCGGACAGAGCUCUGUGGACAAGUUCGCGACAUAAUGCAGCAGAGCCUGGAGCUGCACAACCUGACCCCCAACACCGAGUAUCUGUUUAAAGUCAGAGCCAUCAAUGAUAGUGGUCCUGGGCAAUGGAGUGACAUCUGCAAGGUGGUAACACCAGAUGGGCAUGGGAAGAACCGAGCUAAGUGGGGCCUGCUGAAGAAUAUCCAGUCUGCCCUCCAGAAGCGCUUCUGAGCCCUCCGUCCCCCGUCCCCCCAGCAGAGCAGGCAGCAACCUCAGAGACGCACCACAAAAUAGACAUAGCUACACACACACAUAUGUAUAUGUAUUUUUCUCACCACAUUCUUCAGUGAGGUUGCAGAAGAUGUUCCUGGGACUUCCGAACUGUUUCAUCAGGAGUCUUUUAAGAGCUAAUAAAAGGAAAUGCCU